AUCAACAGCAGCGAUAACACGUAACAUUCCUGCUAAACACAAGAACAACACAAAUAUUUGCAACUUGAUUAUUGGCAAACCCUGAUAACAAUUGUAAUGGUAUAGAUAAACUCCUCCACCAAGUGCGUCACUGGUCAUUAUCGCAAAAAAGAAAACCAGUUAUCAUGGUUCAGUCCUAAUACUCGUACCAUAAUUACACAAUAAUUACCCCCAUUCAUGCCUCAGCCACGCCACUGACUCAUGCCACCAGCGUGCUCCGGCGUCACUCAUCGCUGCAUUUCGGCUGCUUCUGUCAAUCAAACCUAACCUAAAAAUACAUUUCACGCUUCGCCCGUUUCUCGAAUACAAAAAGACAUAAAUCAAUGGUUGCUGGGGGUGAUGGUACAGGGAAGAGAGACUGGCGACCCUUCGUGUACGGUGGCCUUGCUUCUUGCGUCGCAGAGUUCGGCACCUUCCCCAUCGACACGACCAAGACUCGCUUGCAGAUCCAGGGGCAGAAGCUCGACAAGAACCAUGCCACGUUGAAGUACAGGGGCAUGGUUGACUGUCUCCUUAAAAUAGGCAGAACCGAGGGAGUCGCCGCUUUGUACUCAGGUAUAUGGCCAGCGGUGUUGCGCCAAGCCACAUACGGUACAAUUAAGUUCGGUACGUACUACUCGCUUAAGCGGAUUAUUGUAGAGCACAAUAAUGGGAAAGAGAGUGUCACCGUCAAUUUGUGCUGUGCUGUGAUAGCGGGGGCGGUUUCCAGCGCGAUCGCUAACCCCACCGAUGUGCUUAAAGUGCGGAUGCAAGUGCAGGGGAGCCACGGCAACGUCGGCUUGAUCGACUGCUUCAAAGACGUCUACGCGCAUGAAGGAAUCUCGGGGCUGUGGAGAGGAGUCAGCCCCACUGCCCAAAGGGCUGCUGUGAUUGCCGCUGUGGAACUACCAGUAUAUGACUUCUGCAAAAGUCACUUAAUUAAAACGUUCGGUGAUAAUAUUGCAAAUCAUUUUGUCUCUAGUCUUUUCGCCAGUUUGGGGAGCGCAAUAGCAUCAACCCCCAUUGAUGUUGUUAGGACCCGUUUAAUGAACCAAAGAAAAUUGAAGAAGAGCGGCGGUCCCUUCCCUGCUCACAUUUACACGAGCACCUCCGACUGCUUCAUUCAAACUUUCAAAAACGAGGGUUUCUGGGCAUUUUACAAAGGAUUCAUUCCAACUUUAUUCCGUAUGGGUCCUUGGAACAUAAUUUUCUUCAUCACUUACGAGCAACUAAAGAAACUGUAUUAAGCACUUAAGUAUUAAGACUAAAGGCAUUAUUUAUUUUCAAUCUGUACCAUGCACUUAACAAUAGUAUUCCAAAUAAAUACUUGCAAUCA
This is a messenger RNA of Zophobas morio, 1354 nucleotides long. It is a transcript of the gene Bmcp, whose product is annotated as mitochondrial uncoupling protein Bmcp. Gene Ontology annotation, biological process: transmembrane transport. NCBI's taxonomy places the organism in Eukaryota, Metazoa, Arthropoda, Insecta, Coleoptera, Tenebrionidae. The coding region runs from base 363 to 1265 and encodes 300 amino acids. The transcript has 6 exons. The record is from RefSeq and is a predicted model, not a curated record. Gene Ontology annotation, molecular function: transmembrane transporter activity.